UUUCGACGCCUGGUGCGACGUCAGACGCCGGGCAGUGAUGACGGUGGUGUGCGUCCGGCGAUGGCGGCCGCUGCUUCCUCGGACGGUGUUUGCGGCGGCUCGGGGAGGAGACGAUGGUGCGCGAGGGCCGCGCUGCGUGCAGGUGCAGGUGGGCCGCAGACAGAUGCAGAGAGGGCUAAGCUUGUCAGUGAUCUCUCUGCAUUAUAAUUCAAGAAGAAUGUCUUCGGUGGAAGGUCAAAAAUUCUAUUUUGAUACCCAUGCAGUUGUGCGACAUUUGGAAGAAUGUGGUUUCAGCUCUAAGCAAUCGGAGGUUGUGGUAGCUGCACUGAUGAGAGUCAUGAAUUCUAAUAUGGAAAUUACAUACAAAGACAUGGCGACAAAAAAUCAACAAGAGCUAAUGCUUCAGCAGAUUAUGUCUUACAUAGCAGCUGUAAAGAAAGACAUGAUUAUAUUAGAAAAGAGUGAAUUUUCAGCUUUGCGGGCUGCAAAUGAGAAACUGAAAAUUGAAUUGCAACAAUUAAAAAAGCAAUUAACUGAUGAAGUUGUCAAAGUUUCAUCGAACAAUAAACUGGACCUGAAUUUGGAAAAAGGUCGAGUCCAAGAAAUGUUAACAGAGCAUGAAAAGAAAGUGUUGGAAACCAAAGCAGAUAUAGUAGAAGUGCAUUCACAACAGGAAAGAGCUGUAACACAAGUGAACCAAAAGAUAGACACUGAAGUAGCAGGACUCAAAACUCUGUUGGAAUCACAUAAACUUGACACCAUUAAAUAUUUAGCAGGUUCAGUUUUCACAUGCCUCACCGUCGUGCUUGGAUUUUAUCGUCUUUGGGUGUGAAAUUUAAUCCCUCACUGGAUCUUCAUUCUGAAAGGAUUAGGAAGAGGAUCUGCAAGCAAGAAAGACAAUCUUUUGAAAUGCUGCAAGGAGCCAAGAAAUUUGCAUAUUGAUUAAAUAACUGUAUAUCUGUUAAGAGUUUUAAAAGUUAAAGAAUAUUAAGCCUUACAAAUUUAUUUUGAAAUUUAUUCAACCACUAAUGCAUACUGAGAUGUUGCUGAAAAUUUUGUACUAAUUCAUUUUGUUAUUUUUUAACAAAUGUAUUUACCAAAUGGUGUCAAGUUCUAUUGGGGAACAACAAAUUGAAUUAUAAAGGUAUCCACAGUUGCCAAGUGAUACAUAGUGUCAAGCUGCUAGUGCCUCUUAAUUACUAGUCUGUAAACAAGAUGUGCUUCCAAACAAUAAGCAGUGAUUGCUGAUUUAUAGCAAUAUUGUGGAAAUUUGAUGUCUAACCACAACAGUCAAAAAGACUUGAGAACCCCAAUUUUCUGAUUAAUCUUGACUUGUUUCCAAUAUUUGAGGCCCAGCAUGACUGUACUUGACUUAUUGAUAAACAGUCACUAGCUGGUGCUGGGAUUAGGCUUGCUUGUAUCAAAAUAUUUAAUGGAUCACCCGAGCAUAUCAUUGCUUGUGGUUAAGAUGAUAUGAGAAUCAUGCAAAAAAUUCAAAUAGAGAAAUAGGGCAGACAUGUGUGCCAGUUUCAUUAAAAAAUUGUACAGAUUUUGAUGAUGAAAAUCCAGACAAUAUAUACAAGAGCAUGCUGGAAAAACAUCCAACCAGACUAUCGGAGCUUAGAGUUGCAUGUCAACUUGUCCGUCCAAACAUUCGUCUGCAGAUAAAACUUUGUUUCAUCUUGAAAAUAUUUCCAUCUGUUAUUCAAGUUUAAAUUUUAAGACUAAUAUAUCAGGGGAAAUUCUUACUCUUUGGAGAGGAGGAGGAUGAGAGGAGACGUGAUAAAGGUAUACAAGAUAUUAAGAGGAAUAGAUAAAGUGGACAGCCAGCGCCUCUUCCCCAGGGCACUACUGCUCAAUACAAGAGGACAUGUCCUUAAGGUAAGGGGUGGGAAGAUCAAGGGAGAUAUUAGAGGAAGGAUUUUUUUACUCAGAGAGAGUGGUUGGUGCGUGGAAUGCACUGCCUAGGUCAGUGGUGGAGGCAGAUACACUAGUAAAAUUUAAGAGACUACUGGACAGGUAUUUGGAGUUUAGUCGGCACAACAUUGUGGGUCGAAGGGACUUUUCUAUGUUAAGACCUUGCAUCUGGUCUGGGAGUGCUGGGUAAGUGUUGUGCCUCUAUAUAUACACUGGAGAUCAAUUAUUUUCUGUGCAGAUUUUUCUGCCUUACAUUAAUGUGGAGGAUGAGUGAGAUUGACCUUCAGCAUCAAGUCUAAAUAGAUUUGGGACUGCAGAUCCAAUAAGAUAAAACCACUUUAAUAUAUAUUACUUUGAAUGCACUGAUACAGCCAGAUUAGGAAUUUUAAUCUACAGUUCAUAUUUUAAAUUUGGAACUUUAUUUUUAUCUCUGGCCCCAGUGAAACAAAAUAAUACUUUCUGUCAUUUUGUUGCCUCCGUUUUAUUUUAUCCUUUCAUUUGUAAUGUUUGUAAGAUCAGCAAUUAAAAAUAAAUUACUUUAACAGGA
Messenger RNA from Hypanus sabinus (Atlantic stingray), 2464 nucleotides. RefSeq names its product mitochondrial calcium uniporter regulator 1-like. The transcript has 9 exons. NCBI's taxonomy places the organism in Eukaryota, Metazoa, Chordata, Chondrichthyes, Myliobatiformes, Dasyatidae. Gene Ontology annotation, cellular component: mitochondrial inner membrane; mitochondrion. The coding region runs from base 38 to 832 and encodes 264 amino acids. The record is from RefSeq and is a predicted model, not a curated record. Gene Ontology annotation, biological process: positive regulation of mitochondrial calcium ion concentration; calcium import into the mitochondrion.